AUGGCCGACAUGAACCAGGUCUCUAUCAACGGCAACUACCCGGCUCAGCAUGCCUACCCAGAGAGCUUCAACCCUGCCCAUGCUACCAUGAACACCGCCGCCAACUUCCAGCCUGGCCAGUCCUCUACUCCCACGACCGUCACUCCCACUCCCACUGAACAGCAGAAGAAUGAGAUCACCAAGGAUGAGGUGGGCUGGUUCUUUGUUGAGCAGUACUACACCACUAUGAGCCGUAACCCCGAUAAGUUGCCUCUAUUCUACUCUCGCCGGUCCCAGUUGGUCUUUGGUACCGAGGCCGAGUCGGUCCCCGUUGCCAUUGGCACCAAGGCCAUCAAUGAUAAGAUCAAGGAGCUUGACUUCCAGGACUGCAAGGUGCGCGUCCUGAACGUCGACUCUCAGGCCUCCUUCGACAAUAUUCUGGUUGCGGUCAUUGGUGAAAUCUCCAACAAGUCCGAGCCGUCCCGCAAGUUUGCGCAGACCUUUGUGCUUGCCCAGCAGCCCAGUGGCUACUACGUUCUCAACGAUAUUUUCCGGUACCUGUCAGACGAGGAAGAGUUGGUGGAAGAGGCUGUUGAGCCGGUCAUUGAGGCCACCGAGGUCCCCGAGCCUGUUGCUACCCCCGAGGCUCAGGUGACUGAUGAGGUCGCUGCCUCCAAGGUUGAUGAGAAGCUUGAGAACGAGACCAAUGGUGUGGUUGAGCAGGCCGAGGAGACCGUUCCCCAGACCAAUGGCACCCCCGUCGAGGAGGUCAAGGAGGUCAAGGAGGUCGAGGAAGUCGAGGAGACUCCCAUCCCUGCCGUUGAGACUGAGGUUGUGAACGAUGAGAAGCCCGCUACUCCAGAGCCCACUCCUGUCGCCGUGCAGAAGGAGGCCCCCGCUGAGAAGGAGUCUGCUCCUACUCCUGCCAUCCCCAAGAGCUGGGCUAGCAUUGCCUCUUCCACUAAGCUGGGUGCUGCUCCUGUUGUCCCUGCUAUCCCCGCUGCUACUCCCAAGGCUGCUGCUCCGGCUGCCAGCGCUGCCCAGCCCGCCGCUACCCCGACCGCCGCCGCUGCCCCCGCUGCCGUUCCUGCCGCCGAGACCCGCUCCCAGGAUGCUCCUUCCGCCGAUGCCGCUGGCUGGCAGACUGCCGGUGCUGAGCACAAGAAGACUCAGUCCCGUGCUGAAGAGCAGGUCGUCUUGGGUUACAUGAAGAACGUUACCGAAAAGGUCGACUUUGCUUUGCUCAAGCAGACUUUGUCCCGCUUCGGCAAGCUGAAGUUCUUCGAUAUCAACCGUCCCAAGAACUGCGCUUUUGUUGAGUUUGCUGAGCCUUCUGGCUAUGCUGCUGCUGUGGCUGCCAACCCUCACUCGGUUAGCGGUGAACAGAUCCUCAUUGAGGAGCGUCGUCCCCGUGGCAACGCGUUUGGCGGCAACGGCUUCGCUGGUCGUGGUGGUGCUCGUGGCCGUGGUGACCGUACUGGCAGCCAGGGUGGUCGUGGUGGUUUCCAGCGUGAGGGCCGUGGUGGCUUUGCUCCCCGUGGUCGUGGAGGCAAUGUGGCUGCCAACAAGGGCCGCAGCCAAACCCAGGCUGCUUAA
Messenger RNA from Penicillium verhagenii, 1575 nucleotides. RefSeq names its product NTF2 and RRM domain protein. Gene Ontology annotation, biological process: protein deubiquitination; ribophagy. The transcript has 3 exons. Lineage: Eukaryota; Fungi; Ascomycota; Eurotiomycetes; Eurotiales; Aspergillaceae. The record is from RefSeq and is a predicted model, not a curated record. Bases 1 to 1575 code for a protein of 524 amino acids. Gene Ontology annotation, molecular function: mRNA binding. Gene Ontology annotation, cellular component: cytosol; Ubp3-Bre5 deubiquitination complex; ribonucleoprotein complex.